AUGCGCGGGAGCACACGCCGGGGGUUCAACGUUUCUGUUGCCCAACAUUCCUGGUUGCCCCUUACUGGGCCUGCAGGCCGCCUUCACCCCAAACCACCCCGGGAUCGAGAGGGAGUGAAGAUGGAGCGGGAGUUGGGGGGAGGUCGGAUGUGGGAGGCGGAUAGUACCCAUGGGCAGAGAGAGACAGCACAGAUGGAGGCCUGGAAAGGAAAAGAGAAGACUUCUGCACUGACCCAGGGGCUGGAGCGAAUCCCAGACCAGCUGGGCUACUUGGUGCUGAGUGAAGGCGCAGUGCUGGCGUCAUCUGGGGAUCUAGAAAAUGAUGAACAGGCCGCCAGCGCCAUUUCUGAGCUGGUCAGCACCGCAUGUGGUUUCCGGCUGCACCAUGGCAUGAACGUGCCCUUCAAACGCCUUUCUGUCGUCUUUGGAGAACACACUCUGCUGGUGACCGUGUCAGGACAGAGAGUGUUUGUGGUGAAGAGGCAGAACCGAAGCCGGGAGCCCAUUGACAUCUGA
This is a messenger RNA of Chrysochloris asiatica (Cape golden mole), 516 nucleotides long. It is a transcript of the gene LAMTOR4, whose product is annotated as late endosomal/lysosomal adaptor, MAPK and MTOR activator 4. Gene Ontology annotation, molecular function: guanyl-nucleotide exchange factor activity. The record is from RefSeq and is a predicted model, not a curated record. The transcript has 5 exons. Bases 1 to 516 code for a protein of 171 amino acids. Gene Ontology annotation, biological process: cellular response to amino acid stimulus; positive regulation of TOR signaling. NCBI's taxonomy places the organism in Eukaryota, Metazoa, Chordata, Mammalia, Afrosoricida, Chrysochloridae. Gene Ontology annotation, cellular component: Ragulator complex; lysosome.